Molecule: messenger RNA, 423 nt
Organism: Malassezia globosa CBS 7966
Lineage: Eukaryota; Fungi; Basidiomycota; Malasseziomycetes; Malasseziales; Malasseziaceae
Exons: 1
Coding region: 1-423 (140 amino acids)
Biological process (GO): negative regulation of Arp2/3 complex-mediated actin nucleation; actin filament debranching
Cellular component (GO): actin cortical patch
Molecular function (GO): Arp2/3 complex binding; actin binding
Source: RefSeq, a predicted model, not a curated record
AUGUCCGCAUCAACAGUGGACAUCGAACCAUCGCUGCAGAGUGAGUUGCGAUCAUUCCGACUGUCGAAAUCGACAUCAAAGAACGCAGCACUUGUCGUCAAAAUCAACAAGCCAAAGCUUCUUCUUGAAAAAGAAGAGCUUAUCGAUCCCAUCACACCAGAAGAACUCGCGGAAGAAUUGCCCGAGCAUUCACCGCGCUUUGUCCUUCUCUCAUAUGAGAUGAAACAUGCAGACGGUCGGAUUUCGUACCCACUAGUGCUUGUGUACUGGGCACCUGAAUCGACCAACAUGGAACUAUCUACACUCUAUACGUCGGCGCUGCCGACAUUUUGUACACUUGCAGAUGUCGGCAAAGUGAUUGACAUCAGAGACGGCAACAUAACUACAGAGUAUCUCAAUGAACGACUAGGUGCACGCCGCUAG